Messenger RNA from Hemibagrus wyckioides, 14553 nucleotides. RefSeq names its product tripartite motif containing 35-28 (gene trim35-28). The record is from RefSeq and is a predicted model, not a curated record. The coding region runs from base 264 to 1688 and encodes 474 amino acids. Lineage: Eukaryota; Metazoa; Chordata; Actinopteri; Siluriformes; Bagridae. Gene Ontology annotation, molecular function: ubiquitin-protein transferase activity; zinc ion binding; protein binding. Gene Ontology annotation, biological process: protein ubiquitination. The transcript is spliced from 12 exons.
UUGGAUAAUCAGUAUAGCACAGACCCUGGACCUGAAAUACACGGAAUUUCCCGAAGGCGGAUAUUAACCAAAAUUAGAAAGGCGCUAACAGUUAAACCAAAGUUACGGAGGCAAAUCUAGUAAUAUUUCGCUUUUGAGAUUCGAGUACUUUGCCAAGACUGGGCGAGUAGUUAGUUGUAUGUGGGGGAAAUCCCGUAUACGUCUUCGAUCGUAGUUUCAAACUCAGCUGAAAGUGAAAGUGCGCGUGCGCUUCCCUUCUCAACAUGGCCUUCGCUAUGGACGAGGACGAUAUUAUUGACAGGCCGUCGCUUCUCGAGUCUGAUCUGAGCUGUCCGGUGUGUAGGGAGCUUUACCGAGAUCCCUUACUGCUCUCAUGCGGUCACAGCUUUUGCGGAGACUGUCUGGAGCGCAGCUGGCAGAACAAACGCCCAAAGAACUGUCCCGUGUGUCGUAAGAACUGCGACGGAGAGACGCCGAUCCCGAACCGGGCCCUGAAGAACUCCACUGAGUCUUUUCAGAAAGAGAGAACAUGGCGACAUACGGGAGCUCCAGCAGUGAUCUGUGGCUUACACCAACGCGAUCUGCAGAUGUUCUGCGUUCAUGAUGAAGCGCCCAUAUGUGUGGAGUGCGUUCCAAUGCAUUUUGGCCACGAUGUCAAACCCAUAGACCAUGGAGUAAAGUAUUGCGAGGACUUGCUCAACCUCAAAAUCAAUAUACUUGCUGAAAAAUUGGAGUCUUUUAAGAAGCUGAAGAAACGAUAUAACGAGGCAGUCAAUUUUAUUCAGAGCCAGUCAGAGGAAGCGGAGAAGCAAAUCCGACAGGAGUUUGAGAGGCUUCAUCAGAUUCUAAAAGAUGAAGAAUCGUCCAGAAUUUUAGCCCUGAAGAAAGAAGAGGAGCAGAAGAAAAAGAUAAUGAAAGAGAAGUUUGAAAGCAUCAGCUCUGAUAUCACCCGUCUCACUGAGCUGGUUCAGUCACUGAGGAGGGAGAUGAGCGCAGAUCAUUUAGUUCUUCUACAAAACUACCAGAGUCUUAAAUUUAGGGCCCAGUGGACAGACGAAGAACCCCAAAGGUUUCCUUCUGGAGCUCUCAUUAAUAUGGCCUCACAUGUUGGAGCACUGGAUUAUAAAGUUUGGGAGAGCAUGCGGUCACAGGUCAAAUGUUUUCCAGUGCUGAUGGAUCCAAACACUAUUUCACCAUGGCUAUUAAUGUCCCCUGACUACGCAAGUGUAAAAGAGAACACAGAGAGGCAAUCUGUCCCAGACAACCCUGAACGUUUUGACCCCUGUGUCUUUGUCUUGGGCUCAGAGGGUUUUGUGUCAGGUCGCCAUCGUUGGGAAGUCUAUGUAGGUGAUAAUCCAAAGUGGGUCAUCGGAGUGUGUAAGGAGUCUGUGGCACGCAAGAGGAAGUUCACAGUGACUACAACAGCAGGUGUGUGGAGCAUCGGCUUAAGUAAAGGAGUGUACAGCGGUCUGACUACUCCUCGCACCCCGCUAAAUGUGGAGAAGAGACCCGAGAAAAUCCGGGUGAAACUCAACAUGGAUAAAGGAGAGGUGUCUUUCUGGGAUGCAGACAGUGGGGCACACCUCAUCACCUACAACGACGAAUUUCCUUCAAAGCUCUUCCCUCUCUUUGGCCCUGGGCUCCACAAAACUCCAAUGGCUAUUCAGCCUGCCAAACUCACAAAGUAGUAAGGGAGUAACGAUACAGUGUGACGUAUCAUAUUGUGCUAUACAUGGCUUCUGAUCUGACACAUUAAAACAUCACGGAGAGCAUAAUGAAAUAAAUACCAUUGCAUCUAUGCCAUAUUCAUAAAGAUAAAGACACACCAAAUUUGGAUAGUUUUGAAACGAGGAUGCAAAAUUGGUGGAAAAAUGAAAUCGGUGAAGACACAAGGACUGAGAAAUGGGCAGAAGUGGUAACCCUGGACAUCGCCGAAAGCUUGACUACAGCACUACUGUUUAAUUAGUCAUGUUUCGCUUUGUCAGUUCUAAUGCACAGCUCUUGUUUUGAUUUAUUUUCUUCUCAUAUAAGCACUGUCAUUAUAAAGUUCCAAUGACUAUUAUAUAGUUGAGUGUUCAUAAAUGUUAACUGUAUUGAACGUGUAUCAUAUCAAGAAGUCACUAUCAAAUUGUUCUUUAAAAUCUGUCUUAGAAGGGGUAGUGGGUAAGAAGGGAGUGGAGGCGAGUCAGUUUCGGAUGUGAUACUGGAAUUAUGGUUGAGGUAUAUAGGAAAAAACCUAAAGGAGCUCAAAUCAGUAUUCCGUGUCCUAUUCUACAAAGUAGAGCUGCAUAUUAACGAUCUAUUUUGUUUUACUGGGUUGAAGGUAGAAACAUAUGAUGUCCUUAUAAUUGUUUAUAGGUGAUUGCUAUCAAGAAAGUUAGCGACUUUCUGGAAAUUUUUUUUUUUUGCCUGGUAAAUUUAUCCUGGUUCAGAUAUCCUAUCUGGAUAUCUGUCUAAUACUGGGUUCACACAUACAGCGACUCGCAGAAACAGAGCGACCGCAGAUCAUUUAUUAUAAUAACGCGUCGGCGACUGUAUAUGGACGUGUCCAGUGACGCAACAAAGUUGAAAACAGUUUAGCUUUAGGAAAAAAUGUGAAGCAGCUAUCACUGUGAGUGAAGACAGUAGAGCUCUUAUGAUCGUCGCAAAGAGCCCACACUGCUUCUCCAUCAUCUUCUCAUGCACCGGUGAAGUUUAUUCACCAAAUACUUCCAGAAUAUUUACUUUUAGCAGCAAAACUAGUUGCUCCUCCCACUGAUAAUUGUUAUUACUAUGGCAACCACCGUGUAGAAACACGCCGACUUGCAAUAUAGUCACUGUAUGUGUGAAUAUAGCAUAUUAAAUGCCUUUCAUUUGGUCUCUUCUGUCUUUCCAUCUUUUAUUUAUUGUCUUUUCUCUCUCUCUCUCUCUCUCUCCCUCUUUUUUUUUUAUUUUCAUUCUUCUUUUCUUCUCCGAUCUUAUUCUCUCUCUUCCUGACUGUAAACUGAUGUCUUUCCAUCAGGCCACAGUCAUGAAUGGUAAAAAUCAAACUUUUACAAAUAAAACAUACACUUUAAUGCGCUUAAAAAAAAAUAAUUUUAGCUCCUUGCAAGUAAAGCAAAAAAUAUAUCCAUGCUUAAGAUGGCUGUGUUAUAUUUGUUUAAUAUAUAUCCUGGUUAGAGAGGUGUAAUAUGAUUUAAUGUCAUAAAAUUGAAUAAUUGUAUUACUUAAUUAUCAAAACAGUAAGGCGGAAAUAUCAUCAUUCUUCACCAAACAGAGCCGUACUCUACAGCCUUAAACUACUAAGAGAGAGAGAGAGAGAGAAUUUAUUGUGUUUAACUAUUCUUAUUGUUCAUUUUGCUGGUAUUUUGUUGGCAUGAGAGCAGAAGGCUAUGCAUCCUAAAGCAGAGCUGGUUCAAUAAAACCGUUCUCAGUUAUUUGCUUGUUUGGAUUCUUGGGUUGUGAUUACAGCCAAGAGGAGAAUCUACAUACAAGAAUCUCCAACAGGGUGUAUAAAGUCUGACCUCAGAGCCAAAUGUGGCCUGUGGACAGAUGUUAACUGACCCACAGCUUUUCUAUUAAGGCAAAUUGUUUGCCUUAAUAGAAAAAGUCCUUCAGAACAUUAACAGCAAUAAUAAUAGUAUUAAUAACACUGAUUUUUGUUCCUGAGUAGUGAAUGAAAUUUUCCAAUUACUCUUGAUGGAAAAUGAUGGAAAAUAGCUAUUAAACCCCUUGAAGUUUGGGCUUUUAAGAGAACAAAAACGUCAGAAUUAGCCCAUUUUACUAAAGAAAACUGCCCAAAACUAACCUAAACUUUCAUGGCUAAGAUGGGUUUGGGUUACAAAGAAUGGGGAAAUAACACUUAUUUCCCAGGAACAAGAAAAAAGUAAAAAUUUGUUACGUAGUGUAAUAAUACUGUAAUAAUAAUAAUAACUAUGUUUUUCAUGAGGUUAUAUAUUUGUCAUACAUACUGCGAUACAGCUUUAACAUAAAAAACAAAGACCUAAUAUUGCAUAGGUCUCCCACCAUAACAGAUCUGACCCCUUAAACCAUGGACUCUCUCUCUCGUGUUUGUAAGUGUUCUAGCUUUUCCUCUAGCACUAGUUUGCACAAUUUUUUUGAUGUUGGACAUCAGAAUUAUGUAUCAGCAGCUCUUCAGGAAGUUCUUUUUUAAAAUAACACUUAGAAAUUUUACAUUUGUAACAUGUGCCCUUAUCUAGGGCGACUUAAUCUAAUUUUUAAACAACUGAGCAAUUGAGGGUUUCGAGCCUUACUCAAGGGUCCAGUAGUGGAUCUGGGAUUUAAACUCCAACUCCUUAACCACUAAGCCACCAUAUCCUCCUACACACACAUUCCAAGCUCAUCCGUUAGAGAUUGGGAUUGCAAACGUUGAUGAAUGCUUAAGCUUACAAUGCAGUGCUUCCAGAUGUCGUCUUUAGUUUUAUUUAUCCUCAUUUUUGAAAAUAUGUUUAUACAGGGCAUGGACUAAAUGAGGGUGCAAGUCAUGCGAUAUAAAUACCCUCAGUGGACACAUGAAAACAAGGGUCAGAUUAUAAAUAAUGCAUGGGUGGAGAGCCAGUGAACCCAGUCAUGCUUAUUAUGAAUUAAUGCAUCAUGCUUUGAGUAACACAAACCAAACCAAAUGCAUACAUUCAUAUAUACAUAGAUAUAUACCAUAACAUUAAAACCACUGACAAGUAGUAAAUGAGUAAAUAACAUGAAUUAUCUCAUUUCAGUAGUGUUUGCUGGAAGCAGGUAAAAUGGGCAACCAUAAGGUUCUGAGUGAUCAAAUUGUAACGGUUAGAGCAUUUCCGAAACAGCAGGUCCUGAGGGAUGUUUCUUACGUACAGUAAUCCUGGUACGCAUUGAUUAUUAAUGGCUUGAUGAAUAUGACAAAGAGCUCAAAUCAUUGACUUGGCCUCCAAAUUCCCCAAAUCUCAUUCAAUCACGUAUCUGUGAUCUGUGGGAUGUGCUGGACAAACUAGUCCAAUCCAUGGAGGCUCCAUCUCAUCAUUUAAAGGACCUGAAGGAUCUCCUGCUAAUGGCUUGGUGCUAGAUACCACAGCACACCUUCAGAGGUAUAGUGGAGUAUUAGAAUCUGAGAAAGACAUGUUAGUUUACAUGUUUCUGCAAUAUAUCUGCUAACUCUGUGUACCGACAUAAUUACACCACAGGGCAUACUGUUAUAAUUCAAUUCAAUUUGUUUGUUUAGCACUUUUAACAAUGGACAUUGUCUCAAAGCAGCUUUUCAGAAGUAUAGAAACAGAAAAGAAAAAAAUGCUUAGAGUUAAGAUACUACUUUAUCCCUAAUGUACAAGCCAGAGGCGAUGGUGGCAAGGAAAAACUCCCUGAGAUGAUAUGAGGAAGAAACCUUGAGAGGAACCAGGCUCAGAAGGGAACCUCAUCCUCAUUAGGGUGACACUAGACAGUAAAUACUGUAAAUGUUAAUGCAAUAGCAACCAAGAGCUCCUUUCAGAACUAGAGGGUCAGUGUAGUUUCAUUAUUGACUUAGCACUAAUUCCUUCCUGUCACAAGCUGACAAAUGCAACGGCAGUUCAGGGACGGUGUGAUAGCCUCCAAAAUUUUCACUGACAGAUUGGAAUAAAGCCACCCCAUAGUGGAUAAUUCUGGUAUAACAGCAGAUCCUAAAGGGGCUAGCAUGUUUGCUUAACUUCUUAAAUCUGUAGUUUGUGAGUUUGUUUGUCUGAUUGUACCCUGUGAUGGUUUGGCACACUGUCCAGUGUGUCCCCAGCCUUGUUUCAGGCUCACCGUGACCCCGUUCAGGAUGUCAGUGAUCUUUAGGACAGAAAGUGAAUAGAUGGAUAACACGUUAUGAGGUGUGACUAUAGAAAUAAUUAUAUAUUAGAAUGAGCACAUUCAUUUAAUCCUGUGACCGAUUGGAUUUGCUCUUCUUAGUCACACCUGAGUCAUCCAUCGUGUCAGCUCAUGCAGAGCUUACAGGGAAAUUCCAGCUUUUGUAGAAAGCUUUGCUUAGUAGGUGUAAGGUAAGCUCAAAAUCUAGUUUUCUAGUGUUACAGCUAGAUCACAGUUUUGCAUGAAAUCCUGCUUCCCAUAAAUUAGUGACUGCAGAUGGUUACAUAUUGCAGUAGAUGGUAAAAUACCCUCUUUUAUUAUUAAUGCUUGGUCGUGAAUUAUACAAUGUAAUACCAAGCUGAAUGCUGGUGCACUUGAAAACAUGACUAGCCAUUUUAAGAUCUCAACACAAUACAACAUUUCUCCUAAUUUUACCUAUUACCUAAUAAAUUUAGCUACUGGUUGUAAAUGUAUGAUAGAAAAUAUUUGUUGUAAUUGAAAUUACAACAAAUGAAGCGGAUGAAGUCUCCAGACUCCAUCAGCUCCCAGUCUGAGGUACUGUACAGUGCUGCAGCUGAAAUAGAAACACACACACACACACACACACUUUACAAGCUCUAAUGUUUAGCUUUGUUGUUCUCUUUCUAGUCAGUGGACAUCAAGAGAGGUAUCCUUGGAUAUAGUCCAUAGUCGACUCUAUGAAACCACAGAGACGUACCUCUUGAAUCACGAGGAAUUCUCUCAUUUUAAGGAUACUGAGGACCGACUCACCGGAAUUCAGGUCAUUAAGCCUUACCAUCAGCUGCUGCCCACCGCAUCUCACAGUGACCUUUCAGCUAUUGUUUCGCCUCUCACUGCUGGACAGCUGGACAGCACCUGGCUUAAUAUUCAGUACCUCUCUGAAAACAUCUUCAGCUCCCAGUCUGGGGUAUUCUACCGAGCUUCAGCUGAGAUACAAACACACAAACAAGUUUUUCUAUUUCUAGUCUGUGGACAUUCAGAGGAUGGUGAGGGGUCCGGAGAGGUGUGGCUGCUGGUUUAAUACCACCAAGACCUGCUACUUGAACCACAUGUUAAUUACAGGCUUAAUUUACUCUACUGACAAUAAUAAAUAUUAGAUAGCACUACUGUAAAAGGUUUUGGGUUUUGGCUGAUUUUGCUGUGCAUUUUCAGGGAUUCCCUUAAGAUAGCAAUAUUCAAGAUUGUUUCACUGGCUUUCAGGUAAGGGAUUAUUUGUUGUGGAUUCACAAAACCUUUGUUAAUUGCCUUGACUAAUUGUGUUCACUUUCAAUUGUGUUAUGAAGAGCAUAUCUGGGAGGGUUACAGAAUACAUUUCCUGUAACCGCAUGGAAACAUCUGUCAUUGUGGCACUUGAGGAUUAUGUGGUAAAUUUUUUACUUUGACAUGAAGUGUAGCUUUCUGAAUUUGGUCUGUUGUACAUUUAUUUAAAAAAAGCCUGACCCCAGAGGAGGUGCCCUUUAUUAGGUACAAUCCUCUUCACAGUUUAUUGGUGUUAUUUAUGUAUGUAUAAUAUACACUAAGCUUUUCUAUUGUUUUUUUAGAUGCCAUCUUUCUGACAGAGAGGUCACUGGGAACAGCCUGAAGCUGCCUGCUCUCCGCCAGGCAUUUGCUGUGAGCAAAACCUUUGUGUAUCUGCUGUUAUUGCACAGGAUACUGUUCAUGUACAGCUGGCCUACGAGGCUAUGAUUCGAUUCCUGAGGACAUCAUUUAACCAGGAAUGGAUUGCAGCAGAGUUUUUCGGGGCCUGGCUCCACCAUUACAACUUUGUGGAUUUUUUUAUGAACUGCUCGUCUUCUUGCUUGCUACUUCAGGAACGGCUCAGCACCUGAGACAUGUGAGGGAGGAUUCUUACAAUGGCUGAUGGCACUCGUCAGCAUGUGGGACCUGGAUGUGUGGGAACCUGCAGCAGAGCAGUAUUUCACAGUGCUUAUUGUAACGAUACACCAAUGCUCAGCUUUGUAUCUCUAAGUCACACAGUGACACUGUGUGGGAUGUAUGUGUGUGUAUAUCAAUAGGAUCAGCUGACAGAGCUUUUUGAAGUUCUGUUUUCUCAGCCCCUGGAGCUGUACGGUGACCCAGCAGCCUUGGCCACUGUAGUUAGGCGCAUCAUGUAGCAUGUCCAGCUGAUGAUGAACACUUUGGAGAAGCUAUCAUUUCUAUUCAUCAGUAUACAGAGUGCUCCUUUAGAAAACUUUUCUCACUAAUAUAUGUAUAUAAAAACCUUUUUGAAACUUUGACUCAUUCACCAAAAUGUGAAAAAUGAGUAACAAAAUGCAGAUAUGUGUAGCCUUUGAAAAUGUGUUGAGAUACCCAGCCUGUAGUCUGAUUAUAGACUGGAAUUCUAAUUGUAGAAGAUCAAAAAUCUCACUGUUUUACAUGUACUAGUGGAUUUGUCUGCAUGGAAUAGUAUGGACAAAUGCAGAAAUGACAUCAUUAUAGUACAACAGCUUUAUAGGAUGCCAUCACUCUAUUACGUUUUAAGAAAACAUAUGCUGUAAUCCGCUGUCUUUGAGCUGUUUAUUGAAUCCUUAUUAAUUUCCUGUAGGGGAAAUUUAAACUGAUAAAGUAAGUGGAAUGUGAUUUGUGAUUUUAGUAAUGUGAACUAAAGAAAAUAUUCAUCAAGUAAUAAUAUAAAAAUAAAAAAUAUAGUAUAAGAUAAAUAGAAAAGCAAGCAGCAAUAAUGGGGCCAAGCACUUCUGGGCCACAAAUCUAGACAACUAAGUACUUGUACACAGGGGUAUUUAAACCUGUUAUUUUGUAUAGCACCACCAAGUGGCCAAAUUUCACUAAACCUGGUACAUGCCACCCAGGUCUCAUGAUAAGCACAAAUACUGACUUUUAUGCCAGUUAACAACAUUGCAUAGAUAUGACCACUUUCCAUCAUGGCACCUUUAAGAGUGAAUUUCCGGGUACACUAAAGCCAUAUUGUUUGACCUGGCAACCUCAUUGUGCCAUAACUCUAACAGGUUUAAAUGUGAUUUGGACAAAAUCAGAGAUGAAUGGAACGCAAAGUGGCUGAUGCGGAGAUUUCCAAAUCCAAAAAAUAGGAUCCUUAUCUAAUAAAAACAGAAAAAAUUUAGUUGAAAUAUUUGCUUUGGUGACUAAAUGUAUUUUAAUGCUAUUGCACCCCCAAGUGGCCAGAUUUCAAGAAACUUAAAGCAUACCCAUGAUUGCUAAUAGCAAAAAAUGUGGCAUCACUCCAAAAAAGCACUCCUGAAAUACACAUUUUCUGUUUUGGUGUCUGUACCAUGCAAUUUAAUUGGAUGACAGAGGCGGUAUAAUUUGACCUAACACUUUUGCCCUGCCCUUUUGCCUUAAUUUGCCCUAGCACUGCAUGCCCUGAAAACAUAGUCAAUGAAUAUUUUUGAGUUUUUUGGGAGAACUGAUUGCAACUUAGGCCUGAGACCUGUACAAAACUAACCCCAACCCUAACCCUAGGUUUUCCAUAUUAAUAAUUUAAGCCAUUUUGAAUGAAAUUAAUUUUUUUAUUAUUUACUUUAAUUUAUUUACUAAGCUCCUUGGGACCCGACUACUGACAUUUGGUUGGAAAAAAUUCUUUAUUUCUUAAAACUCUUUAUUUUUUAUUUAUAUAUAUUCUUUCAUUUUAUUAUAAUACUAAAGUUUGAGAAGUUGUAGCUUUUUACAUUUUAUGAUUCUUAUACUAGUGUACUUAUACCAGUUUAAGCCAGUAAGUUAGUGUGUUGAUAGGUCAACUAAAUGCAGGUCAGUGGGGUUUUUACUAAGUAUUUGAUUAAUUUAUUUUUCUUCAGGUGAAACUGAACCCUAAAAUUUAUUACGGCUGCACUGUAUGUGGAUGAUCCUGAGAUUCUGAGGUGACAGAGCCCAUGCUUGUGGAGAAAUUCAGCUCUGCAGGACGCGUUCCCUCCAUUGAGCUCUGCAGGGACUGGAAGACCAGCUCCACACUUGACUACGCUUACAUCAAGCUGACAGUAACACAAACCUUACAGAAGACAGGAGAACACUGCUCUGUACACUAUUUCUAUUCUGUACACUAUGCCUGCAUUUUUAUACCAGUUUAUAGCCUGCUUAUUCGCGGCAAGUGUAAUUUAAGUAUAAUUUUACUGCUUUACUAGAUGGAUAUGGUCAAGUUUUGUUGAAACAUUUAUUAUCUUAUUAUCUUAAUCUUAUUAUGCAUUAUCUUAGAAUAAAUAUGUCAAUUAGGAUCAAUAUAUAUCUAGGUGAGAUUAAGCCACAUGCAAAUUAAGAUGUUUGACCAGCCUGGGUUCAAUUGACCGGGUUGCCUUUACACAAAGGUUCAGUUUAGCCGUAUGAGAGAUUUUUUUUCAGGUAACAUCAAAUUAUAUUAAGUGUUUAGAUAAAGACUUGGGUGAAGAUGAGGAUGUCAUGUUCAGCAAGUAUGGUGAGUGUUAUGAGGUCUAUACAUUCAGCUAAAUGUAAGGAGCUACACACUCGAGCAUCCUGUUAGAACAUACAGUAUUCUAGAGGCUUUUUUUUGUGUGUGUGUGUGUGUGUGUGUGUGUCAUGACAGAUAAGAAAUCCAUGGUCCCAGGGAAAUCCCAUGUUUUGGCUUUGUCAGAUUUGAGAGUCCCAUGGAUGUGCAGAGUGUGAGUGUAUACUGGAGCAGGGUGUGCAUAUUAAUGCCUCUGAGUCACAACUUCAUUCCGUUAAAGAUAUUAAGUUGUAAAUGGCUGUGUUAAAUAAAUAAUGAAAGUCCAGCUGUGGCUGGCGUUUCAAUAUUAACUGCUCAAUUCCAGCCAGACACAAUCUCACUGGCAUUGCUUGACUCAUUUGCAGCCCAUUAUUGCUUCGUCAGAAUAGAGGAAUAUUCUGUAAAUCAUGUCUUCACGAAUCUGAGAAUAUCUCUAAUAGAGCAUAAGCACCCCAGUGUGCUGGAUAUAUUUAAUAAACAAUUGUAAAUGAAAUAGCUCAUUAUUGUUUAGUUGGUGAAGUAUUGUUCAGGAAAUUGUUACAUAUUUUUAGGAAGAAUGCUAAGCCAGAGUUUGGCCCCAGGGCAAAUGCAGUCUGUGGACAGAUGGUAACUGUCCUGUGGCUUCUCUCUUCAGAUGAAUGAUGAUGUAAUUCCUUGACCUUGGAUUUAACUGUCCUCACAGUUUAGCUGAAAGUGUGCGUUGUGAGUCCAUGCAUUAUUUAUUUUAACUGCAAUAUACUAUAGCAUAGACAUUCCCUCACUGUCCACUUUAUUAGGAAUAUCUGUACACCUAUGAUUAUUCUGUGUAAACUCGAGAUUGUUGUGUGUGAUGAAAAUCUAAGGAGAUCUGCAGUUUCUAAAAAUACUCAUACCAGCCCUUCUGGUUCCAACAAUUAUGCCAUGAUUACAUUUACAUUUACAUUUCUGGCAUUUGACAGACGCUCUUAUCCAGAGUGCUUUGAAAUCUCCGUCAAUGAAUAAUUUAACACUGGUUCAAUAGGUCACAGAUUUAGAAUCCCAUCAGCCUAAAAACUUUGUUGGUAGUUUUUUUUUUGCUUACAACCUACAACAUAGAACAAUGCAUAAAACAAACGGGGGAAAUAAGAGCUAGUUUAAGUGCUUCAGGAAAAGGUAGGUGUUCAUCCGUCAUGUGAAGACAGCCAGUGACUCAGCUGUAUGGACAUCUAGGGGAAGUUCAUUCCACCACCUCAGUGCCAGAACAGAGAAGAGUCUUUAUAUAUACCUACCUCUUACCCAGAGAGAUGGUGGGACCUGUCAAGCAGUGCUAGUAGAUCAGAGGGAGCGAGGUGCAGUGCGAGGGGUAAUAACAGCUUUGAGGUAAGAUGGUGCUGGUUCAUUCUUGGCUUUGUAGGCAAACAUUAGUGUUUUGAAUCUGAUGCAUGCAGCUGCCAAAGGCCAGUGAAUGGAAUGCAGCAGUGGGAUGGGGUGGGAGAACUUAGGCAGGUUGAAAACAAGUCAUGCAGCUGCAUGGACCAUUGGGAUCAUUUGCAGUGGAGGAAUUGGGUUCAGAGGUAGACCUGCCAGUAGAGAGCUGCAAUAGUCCAGCCUUGAAAUGACAAGAGACUGAACAAGCACCUAAGAAGCCUGUGUGGAGAGAAAUGGGCAAAUCCUUCUGAUGUUGUUCUGAAGAAACCAACAUGAGCGUGUGACAUAAGCAACAUGUCCACAGUUACCUUAAGGUAACUUUUGCUUUAGCUUUUGCUGGGAUUGAGUUUCAGAUGAUGAGCCAUCAUUCACAAUGAUAUGUUCACCAGAUAAGCCAAGAUCUGAGCAGAAGAAGUGGUGUCUGAGAGAGGGAAGGAGAAGAUAAGUUGAGUGUCACUGGCAUAGCUUUGAUAAGAGGGAGAAAAGGAGAAGACCAAGUACUGAGCCUUGUGGAACACCAGUGGAGAGAUGUUGAUCCUCCAUGUUACCUGAUAUGAGCGACCAUCCAGACAGGAAGCAAACCAUUCCCAUGCUGUUCCACGUAUUCCAAGACUUCUGAGGGUGGACAAGAGAGUCUUGUAGUUGACUGUGUCGAGGAGGAUGAGGACCAAUGACAGCUUGGUUGAUCUAGCAGCAUGUAGUUUCUCAGUGACAGCCUAAAGGGCAGUCUCUGUGGAAUGGGCUGCUUUAAAGCCAGACUGGUUGGGAUCUUGGAGGUUGUUCUAUGAGAGAUACUCAGACAGCUGAUUAUAAACAAUGAGUUCAAGAAUUUUAGAAAGAAAGGAGAGAAGCGAUACAGGUCUGUAGUUGCUGAUGUCUGUGGGAUCCAGAGCAGAUUUCUUCAGGAUUAAAGAUUAAAGAUCACACUUUUUCAUCAUUUGAUUGUUUGAUGUAAACAUUAGCUGAAACUCUUGACUUGUAUUUGCAUUAUUGUUUUAAAAAAAUUGUGCUGCUGCCACAUGAUUGACUGGUCAGAUAACAUCUUUAAUUUACUGAUAUUCCUAAUAAAGUGAGCAGUAAGUACUUUUAUAUGAGUGCUUGUGAUUCAAACAAAUAAAAAUGAAUUUUUUUCCAUAAACAGUGAAUUUAUGGAAGCUCCAUGAAGGUGACAAGAAUGUCAAAAAUCUUUUGGCAAUACACUAUAUUGCCAAAAGUAUUCGCUCACCUGCCUUGACUCGCAUAUGAACUUAAGUGACAUCCCAUUCCUAAUCCAUAGGGUGCAAUAUGACGUCGGUCCACCCUUUGCAGCUAUAACAGCUUCAACUCUUCUGGGAAGGUUUAGGAGUGUGUUUAUGGGAAUUUUUGGCCAUUCUUCCAGAAGCGCAUUUGUGAGGUCACACACUGAUGUUGGACGAGAAGGCCUGGCUCUCAGUCUCCGCUCUAAUUCAUCCCAAAGGUGUUCUAUCGGGUUGAGGUCAGGACUCUGUGCAGGCCAGUCAAGUUCAUCCACACCAGACUCUGUCAUCCAUGUCUUUAUGGACCUUGCUUUGGAAGAGGAAGGGGCCAGCUCCAAACUGUUCCCACAAAGUUGGGAGCAUGGAAUUGUCCAAAAUGUCUUGUUAUGCUGAAGCAUUCAGAGUUCCUUUCACUGGAACUAAGGGGCCAAGCCCAGCUCCUGAAAAACAACCCCACACCAUAAUCCCCCCUCCACCAAACUUUACACUUGGCACAAUGCAGUCAGACAAGUACCGUUCUCCUGGCAACCGCCAAACCCAGACUCGUCCAUCAGAUUUCCAGAUGGAGAAGCGCGAUUCGUCACUCCAGAGAACGCGUCUCCACUGCUCUAGAGUCCAGUGGCGGCGUGCUUUACACCACUGCAUCCGACGCUUUGCAUUGCACUUGGUGAUGUAUGGCUUGGAUGCAGCAUUAUUAUUUAACAAAGAGGAUUUAGAAUAUCACUGUCAGAGCGUAACAGCUGGUAUCUCUGUAUUCACGUGACAGCUGUUAUCUCAGUAUUUAGUGCCUUGUAAGCUGCCUGUUUGCUGAAAAGCUUCCCUGAGGAUUCAUUUAAAUGAAUUGUUUGCAAAUCAUACAUAUCCAUUGCCAUAUCAAUCUCCAUACAUAUCACACUUUAUUUCCAUAUUGUUUAGCUCAGGGUUGAUCAGGCAUUGACUCUCCAAAUUUAUAACACUUUACAAUAGCAAUACCUGAAUAAUCAUGCACUAAUAUCUGUAUCAACACUUAUGUAAAUAUGAACUAAUAAUGAGUUCAGGCAUGUAGUAAUAACAAACUAGUAAAGACCUAACAUUAACUAUGACGUGUUAUGUAGUCAUGUGUGAAUAAUGACCACCUUAAGUACAUGUUAGUACAUGAUUGUUAGUGAAUUAUAAUAUUUAGCAUAUCAGGGGAAAACAUGCUCUAUAAGAAAUAAUGUGAAUUAAAUGUGCAUCGUUUCGAAUUGUUCACCGUUGUAGGCAAAUGAGUAAUUGCUCGUUAAUUGAACUUGUAUAUUUAUUGAAGCCAUGGUGUGGGGAUGUGUUAGCUUAGUGGUUAAGGUGUUGGCCUACUGAUUGGAAGGUUGUGAGCUCAAACCCGAGGAGCCAAGCAGCCUCUGCUGGACCCCUGAGCAAGACCCUUAACCCUCAACUGCUCAGCUGUAUAAAAUGUGAUAAAUUUUAAGUCACUACCAAAUGCCAGAAAUGUAAAUGUGAUCACAGGGCAUUCUGUUCCCGAACCUUCCACAAACAGGGCAAUGGUGUUUUUCCAGUCGUUAAGGUAUGGAUUAAAAUAUUUCGUACAAAUGGCUAGUAUAACAAGUCAAUAACUAGCAUUACUAACAUUUAGUAAUCCUAGUAACAACAAAAAAAAGAAAGAAAAACAAACAAACAAAAAAGGACCAUAUGUCUAUUUCCAUAUGUCUUACUUACACACAAACUCUAGUA